Molecule: messenger RNA, 2309 nt
Organism: Glycine soja
Lineage: Eukaryota; Viridiplantae; Streptophyta; Magnoliopsida; Fabales; Fabaceae
Product: protein DA1-related 1-like
Exons: 12
Coding region: 401-2041 (546 amino acids)
Molecular function (GO): ubiquitin binding
Source: RefSeq, a predicted model, not a curated record
UUCCUUAACCCUUUUUGCGUAGAAUCUAAGUACCCCCUUCUCUUUCCUUUCUUCUUUCUUUUGGUUUCAAUAGCUACUUGGUACCUGGGCAUAUCCAUUACUUUACUCUAUUCCCUUUAUGAUCGUUUUUUUCAUGACUUAUUUUAUUCUGAUUCUUCAGAUUCCGUUGUCUCUGCAGAUUCUUAAUCUCUUUCUGGUUAAAAGUUUCUAGAGGAUGGUCAUGCUGCAGUUGAAUUUUGAAGUUUGGACUCAAUGCAUAGCCUUUGUUUUUUUAACAAGCUCUUAUUAGUCUGCCAUUUUUCCUUCUAUGUAAAUUAUGGAAUAUAUUUUCCUUACCUACUCCUGGGGCAUAUUUUCAGACAAAAGUUUGCCAACCUGAAGGUAAAUAAUUUUGCAUGAAAUGGGUUGGUUUACCAAGUUGCUUAAGGGCUCUGAUUAUAAAAUUUUACGAGGGCAAUACCAUGGCAAAUAUGGAGAGGACAGAAUUUGGGAUAAUCAUCAUAGUUCGAUGGAUGAUUUGACAGAUAUUGAGAAAGAAGACAUUGACCGUGCAAUUGCACUUUCUCUGUCAGAGGAGGAUCAUAAAGGGAAAAAAGUUGUUGAUUACGACUCUCAAUCUGAAGAUGAGGAACUUUGUAAAAUUGAUGAUGAGGAAGAUGAACAUCUUGUUAAAGUUCAUCUAGAAGAAGAAGAACGUCUUGCUAAAAUUCAACAAGAAGAAGAAGAACGUCUUGCUAAAAUUCAACAAGAUGAACGUCUUGCUAAAAUCCAACAAGAGGAUGAACGUCUUGCUAAAGCUCAACUUGAGGAAGACGAGCAACUUGCUAGGGCAAUUCAAGAAAGCUUGAAAAUUGGUUCUCCUCCUCGAUAUGACAACGAUUCUUCAAUUCUAUCUUUUCCUCACCUCUUUCCCCCCGGAUACAGAAUCUGUGCUGGAUGCAAGACUGAGAUUGGCCAAGGAAGAUUUUUAAGUUGCAUGGGAGGUGUCUGGCAUCCAGAAUGCUUCUGCUGCCAUGCAUGUCAUCUUCCAAUCACUGAUUAUGAGUUUUCCAUGUCUAGCAAUCGCCCUUACCAUAAAGCAUGCUAUAGGGAGAAGCAUCACCCAAGAUGUGAUGUUUGUAAGAACUUUAUCCCAACUAAUUCAUCUGGUCUCAUUGAGUAUAGAGCUCAUCCUUUCUGGCUACAAAAAUACUGCCCAUCACAUGAGCUUGAUGGCACUCCUCGUUGUUGUAGCUGCGAAAGAAUGGAGUCUAGGGAUACAAAAUAUCUUUUGCUUGAUGAUGGUCGAAAGCUAUGUUUAGAGUGUCUAGACUCAUCAAUUAUGGAUACUCAUGAAUGCCAACCUCUUUACCUUGAAAUACAAGAAUUUUACGAAGGUUUAAAUAUGAAAUUGGAGCAGCAAAUUCCUAUGCUCUUGGUUGAGAGACAAGCUCUGAAUGAGGCUAUGGAGGGAGAAAAGAAUGGUCAUCACCACUUACCUGAAACUAGAGGGCUAUGCUUGUCAGAAGAGCAAACUGUCACCACCAUUUCAAGGAGGCCAAGGAUUGGAGCAGGCUACCGAGCCAUAGACAUGAUAACUGAACCUUAUAGGUUGAUCCGUCAUUGUGAAGUGACAGCCAUUCUUGUUUUGUAUGGCCUUCCUAGGUUGUUAACAGGAUCAAUCCUAGCUCAUGAGAUGAUGCAUGCAUGGCUUAGGCUUAAAGGUUAUCCUAACCUCAGUCCAGAAGUUGAAGAAGGAAUCUGCCAAGUCUUGGCUCAUAUGUGGUUGGAAUCAGAGCUCUAUUCUGGAACUGGGAAUGACGGUGCAUCAUCCUCAGCAUCAUCUUCUUCUUCAUCAUCGCCUUCCUCUUCUGUUUCAACAAAGAAGGGUAAACGGUCCGACUUUGAGAAGAAACUUGGUGAAUUUUUUAAACACCAGAUUGAGUCAGAUACCUCUUCAGCAUAUGGAGAUGGAUUCAGAUUGGGUAACCAAGCAAUGCUCAAGUAUGGGCUUAAAAGGACCCUUGACCAUAUCCAUAUGACAGGAAGUUUUCCAUAUUGAGAAUUGAAAAUUUGAAAGAAGAUAUAAUUUUCUGACUUAUACAUUGACCAUUACCGCAGCUUGGUCAAUAAACUAUAUAGUUCAAAGUUUCCAAGAUCAUAUAGUUUAAUUCUAGACAAAAUAAGGAAUAAAAUUGCUCCUCUUUCGUUGUAGUUCCAUAAUUUCGUGUCAAAUGUGGCACCGCAUACUCUAUAUGUAUAAUUAAAUACUACUCAGGAACUGAAGCAAUGAAAGUAUAGAAUUAAUGUUGUAUCUCGUGUUUUGCUGA